Hordeum vulgare subsp. vulgare (domesticated barley) is the source of this 712-nucleotide messenger RNA. RefSeq lists its product as uncharacterized. The transcript has 4 exons. Bases 1 to 573 code for a protein of 190 amino acids. The record is from RefSeq and is a predicted model, not a curated record. Lineage: Eukaryota; Viridiplantae; Streptophyta; Magnoliopsida; Poales; Poaceae.
AUGAUUUUCCUCCGCGCCUCCGAUCCGGUCUUCCUCCGCCACUUUCGCGACCGCAACCCGCCCCGCGUGCUCGGCGUCUGCGUCGGCUACUCCAUGAGACCGUACAAGUUCAUGCCUCUCCCGCAGCCCCCGGGGCUCGCCGCCCUCUCACGCCGCGCGGCCUCCUCCUGCGCCGACGCCUUCGCCCGCGGAGGCCAGCGCAUCGAGCACUGCCGGAACGACCGCCUCAUCGUCGAGUCCCUCCGCAAGGGAACAUUCAAGCACUCCGUCCUUGCGCCGCUGCUCUCCGGGGAGCCCGAAGUGGUCCUGCCACCGAUCCCGCCGCCUGGACGGCAGCAUAAUCGCCGGAUCCCGACCAGCCCCUUCAGGCCGCACCGACCCAUGGCGGCCCCCGGAAAGUGGAGCGAGACGACCAUGCUCGUCAUCGACAUGCAGAAGGAUUUCCUGGACACGGCGAUGUGCAGCCCGGUGCUGGUCGCCGGCGGCGAGGCCGCCGUCCCCGCCGUCGUUGAGGCCGUCGACGUGGCUUGGGAGCGCGGCAUCUUCGUCGUCUGGGGAGGACUGCAUACAUGAAGCAUCUUGAUAAGCUGUAUAAGAUGCAUGAUAUUGCCUGGUUUACUCCAGUGAAGCUUUUUAAGGCGUGCAGCCGUGGUAUGCCUAUGCAAUAGCUGUGUCAAUCCUCUGCACGACUAAUCUUUCAGUCCCAUUGAAG